Messenger RNA from Panonychus citri (citrus red mite), 1998 nucleotides. RefSeq names its product PAN2-PAN3 deadenylation complex subunit pan3-like (gene PAN3). Gene Ontology annotation, cellular component: PAN complex; P-body. Gene Ontology annotation, molecular function: poly(A) binding; ATP binding; protein kinase activity. The transcript has a single exon. The coding region runs from base 270 to 1760 and encodes 496 amino acids. Gene Ontology annotation, biological process: nuclear-transcribed mRNA poly(A) tail shortening; protein phosphorylation; mRNA processing. The record is from RefSeq and is a predicted model, not a curated record. NCBI's taxonomy places the organism in Eukaryota, Metazoa, Arthropoda, Arachnida, Trombidiformes, Tetranychidae.
GGUUUUCUUUUUGUUGAUUAAUUCUGUUUCAUUGUAACUCUUUUUUAUUGGCCUUUUGUUUAAGUUUAUUUGAUUUGAUUUUCUCUCUCAUAAUUGGUUAAAGUGGUUUCAUCUAAUUAGAUUGUGAUUAGAGAAAAAAAGAUUCAACAAACAGCCAAGAACAUCAAAUCAUCGUCACCUGAGUAUUUCUUGUUAUUUCCAUUGAGAUUGUUGUUUCUUUGCUUAGAAAAAUUAUCCUCACCUUCCCUGAUCACAUAUAAACAUCCAAUAUGUUGCCCAAUCAUCGAGGACCAGGAACGCCAAAUCAAGUGGUUGGUCCCAGUGGACCAGGUCCAUUAGGUAAUCAGCAACCACCGCCUCCACCUCCUUCAUAUUUUACCGCUGAAGAGAUUAAAUUGGAAUUGUUGAGGAAACAAGGUGUUGUUUAUAGUACAGUUAAUGGUGAACUUUUUCCCGAUUUACCAGAACAGGUUGACAAUUAUCGAGAUUUAUCACCUUUAGAAAAUCCCAUUGCUACCCAAUCGACAACAUUUGGUUAUGUCAACAGUAUUUACCGAGCUGUCAACAUGUGGACUGGUGAAGUUUAUUGUUUAAGAAGAGUCCAUGGUUUCCAACCAAAUACAAAUAAUUUUAAAAGCUUAAGCAACUCAAUUGAUGCUUGGAAAAAAUUGGAUCAUUCAAAUGUUGUUCCUCUUCGACAAAUUUUCACGACCAAAGCAUUCGGAGACAAUUCUCUUAUUUUUGUUUACGACUACUUUCCUGGUGCCCAAACACUGAUGAGCCAAUUUUUUACUUUCCAUCAUCACCAUGGAACAGGUGGUUUAGGUGGACAUCACAAUGGAUUAGUUGGAACUGCUCGCCCAUAUAGUCAACAGCAAUCAUUUAGAGCGAAACUUUUACCCGAACCUCUUAUUUGGACCAUAAUUAUUCAGUUAUCAUCGGCUUUACGCACAAUUCAUGCCAAUGGUCUUGCCUGCCGUGUCUUUGAUCCUACCAAAAUCAUCAUCACCAGUGGUCAAAUGCCAGACAACUCACCUGCCUUGGGCCAAUAUCAUCCAAAUCCUAGGCUACGUUUAAGCUCUUGCGGCAUUUUUGACGUAAUCUCACCCAAUCCGUUCCAAGAGCUCGCUCAAUGUAAUCCAAAAGUUGUUUUACCUCAAUUACAGCAAGAAGAUCUUAUUGCUUUAGGAAAAGUUCUUCUGGCUCUGUCAUGUAAUUCCUUGAAUGCCGUUGAAAGAGAAAAUUGGCCUCAAUCGAUGGAACUAAUCUCCCGUAACUACUCAGCCGACCUGCGAACAUUAAUCCUGUUUUUAUUAACAGUUAAACGUGGAAAUAACAUUAAUGAAAUUAUGCCCAUGAUAGGUGGUAGAUUUUAUGCUCAACUGGACACCGUAUAUUCAAGAUACGACGUAAUCGAAAAUCAAUUGGCCAAAGAAAUUGAUAAUGGUCGACUUUUCCGUCUUUUAUGUAAAUUGGGAACCAUCAACGAAAGACCCGAAUACCGAAUGGACCCACAAUGGUCCGAAACAGGUGAUCGCUACCUUCUUAAACUAUUUAGAGAUUAUCUAUUCCAUCAAAUGUCAGAAGAUGGUCAUCCAUGGAUCGAUAUGGGUCACAUUGUAGCUACUUUGAAUAAGCUUGAUUGUGGAUCUCAGGAAAAGAUUUGUCUUGUUUCCCGUGACGAUCAAAAUGUACUAAUUGUUUCCUUUGCGGAGCUUAAGAAAUGUUGUGAAGUCGCAUUUAACGAGUUACUAUUGUGAUGACAGAACACAAAAACCACGAUCAUCAUCAUCUUUUCAUUAUGAGAAUCCAACAUCUGAACGUAAAAAAAACAAUUAAAAAGCAAAACAAUCAACAAAUCAACAGAUCAACUCAAACUGACCACUUAACACAAUCCAAAAACUGACGAAAGAUAAAACUUUAAGCAAGAUUAGAGAAUAAAAUCAAAAGUACAAAAAUUAAGUAAAUGAAUAUUUUUUGUUCUGAUUCGAUAUGAUA